Moesziomyces antarcticus is the source of this 1047-nucleotide messenger RNA. RefSeq lists its product as uncharacterized. Bases 1 to 1047 code for a protein of 348 amino acids. NCBI's taxonomy places the organism in Eukaryota, Fungi, Basidiomycota, Ustilaginomycetes, Ustilaginales, Ustilaginaceae. The record is from RefSeq and is a predicted model, not a curated record. The transcript has a single exon.
AUGUGGAACGUACUCAAGGCUACACUCGUUGCUGCGUCGGUGGGAUUGUUGUGGGCGACCACCGCGGUAUCUGCGCCGGUGGGGAUGGUGUCGCGGGCCGAGACGUACGUCGGGUACGGCUUCUACUACUUUAUCGGCAACGCGGCGGGUGAAGAGCGGAUCUUUGCGGCUGUCAGCCAAGGCAACUCUCCCACCGCCUGGGAUCUGGUCAACGGCGGGCAGCCGAUUCUGACGUCGACGGUGGGUACGCAGGGUGUGCGCGACCCGAGCAUCGUUCGCUCCGCAGACGGGAGCAAGUUCUACCUCCUCGCGACCGACCUGAAUAUCGGGUCGGGAACAUCGUUCGGUGAAGCGGCUACGCUGGGCUCGCGCAGCAUCGUGGUGUGGGAGAGCAGCGACAAUCUGCAGAGCUGGUCCGAGCCAAGGCUGGUGGAGGUGAUUGGGAAGGAGGGUGGAAGUGCUUGGGCUCCAGAGGCACUGUACAACCCCGAGACGCAGCAGUACGAUGUCUACUUUUCGGCUCAACUCUGGGGAGAUGACGAUGAGGAGCAUACGGGAUCGUCGUACUUCCGUAUCAUGCGAUCGAGCACGACGGACUUCACCAGCUUUAGUGCGGCAGAGGUGUAUGUGGACAGGAGCGGCGAUUCGGUGCUGGAUAUGACGUUCCUCCAGACCAAUACCGGACUGUACAGGUUCAUCAAGAACGAGAACCCGACCUCGGACCCUCACCCGCUCACCGUGUACCAGGAACGCAGCGAUGGCGGUGUGGACGGAAGCUGGACCAAGGUGACGGAGAAUAUCGGGGCUGGAGUGAUUGGGGCCAACGAAGGCCCGACUGCGUUUGUGGAUAACACGGAUGCAGACAAGUCGUGGCUGUGGGUCGACGAGUACACCAACCGUGGCUACGUGGCGCUCAACUCCAACAACACCCAGCAGGGCACAUGGACUUUUGAUGCGACGGCCAACGAGCCGAGUAACCAUGCUCGUCACGGAACCAUCAUUCCGCUCACCCAGACGCAGUACGAUAACCUGCGUGCGCAGGUGUAA